This is a messenger RNA of Emys orbicularis (European pond turtle), 2289 nucleotides long. It is a transcript of the gene MYB, whose product is annotated as MYB proto-oncogene, transcription factor. The transcript has 16 exons. The record is from RefSeq and is a predicted model, not a curated record. NCBI's taxonomy places the organism in Eukaryota, Metazoa, Chordata, Testudines, Emydidae. Gene Ontology annotation, molecular function: RNA polymerase II cis-regulatory region sequence-specific DNA binding; DNA-binding transcription factor activity, RNA polymerase II-specific. The coding region runs from base 1 to 2289 and encodes 762 amino acids. Gene Ontology annotation, biological process: regulation of DNA-templated transcription. Gene Ontology annotation, cellular component: nucleus.
AUGGCCAGGAGACCCAGGCACAGUAUAUAUAGUAGUGAUGAUGACGAUGAAGAUGUUGAGAUGUAUGAUCAUGACUACGAUGGUCUGCUUCCUAAGGCUGGAAAACGUCAUUUAGGAAAAACCAGGUGGACCCGUGAAGAGGAUGAAAAACUAAAGAAACUCGUGGAACAGAAUGGUACAGAAGACUGGAAAGUUAUUGCCAAUUUCCUUCCUAAUCGGACAGAUGUGCAGUGCCAGCAUCGAUGGCAGAAAGUACUAAAUCCUGAACUUAUCAAAGGUCCAUGGACUAAAGAAGAAGAUCAGCGGGUGAUAGAACUUGUGCAAAAAUAUGGCCCAAAGCGCUGGUCUGUUAUUGCCAAGCACUUGAAGGGGAGGAUUGGAAAACAAUGCAGGGAGAGGUGGCACAACCAUUUGAAUCCAGAAGUAAAGAAAACCUCCUGGACUGAAGAAGAAGAUAGAAUUAUUUACCAGGCACACAAGAGGCUGGGAAACAGAUGGGCAGAAAUUGCAAAGUUGCUGCCUGGACGAACUGAUAAUGCUAUCAAGAACCACUGGAAUUCUACAAUGCGUCGAAAGGUUGAACAGGAAGGUUAUCUUCAGGAAUCUUCCAAAGCCAACCAGUCAUCAUUAGCUGCAAGUUUUCAGAAAAACAAUCACUUAAUGGGAUUUGCUCACACUCCACCUUCUGCACAGCUUCCAGCAGCCACCCAACCCCCAGUUAACAAUGACUACUCCUAUUACCACAUCUCUGAGCCACAAAAUGUCCCUGGUCAAAUCCCAUAUCCAGUAGCACUGCAUGUAAAUAUUGUCAAUGUCCCUCAGCCAGCCGCUGCAGCUAUUCAGAGACACUAUAAUGAUGAAGACCCUGAGAAAGAAAAACGAAUAAAGGAAUUAGAGUUGCUACUAAUGUCGACUGAGAAUGAACUGAAAGGGCAGCAGGCAUUACCAACACAGAACCACACAUCAAGCUACCCAGGCUGGCACAGCACCACAAUUGCUGACAAUACCAGAACUAAUGGCGACAGUGCACCUGUUUCCUGUUUGGGGGAGCAUCACCAUUGUACUCCAUCUCCGCCAGUGGAUCAUGGUUGCUUACCUGAAGAAAGCGCAUCCCCUGCAAGGUGCAUGAUCGUUCAUCAGAGCAACAUCCUGGAUAAUGUUAAGAAUCUCUUAGAAUUUGCAGAAACACUUCAGUUAAUAGAUUCCGAUCCUUCAUCAUGGGGUGAUCUCAGCAGUUUUGAAUUCUUUGAAGAAGCAGACACUUCGCCUAGCAAAACUCCCUCAGGCAAAGUCUUACAGCUUCAGCAAAGAGAGGCCAAUGCGUGUAGACCUGAAGGACACCCUAGCACAAACUUGAGCAAAAUAAUGUUGAGUCAGGGUUCUCUUGACUCACCAAAGUCCUUAUCUGCCUCAAAAUGCAGCACAGCUCCGUUGGUCAUUCUUCGCAAAAAGAGAGGGCAUUCCAGCCACUUAGCCAGUGGCCACAGUAGCUCCUUCAUAUUUGCUGACGUCAGCAGUUCAACUCCUAAGCGCUCCCCUGUCAAAAGCCUACCCUUCUCUCCCUCGCAGUUCUUAAACACCUCAGCCAACCAUGAAAAUCUGGACCUGGACAAUCCUACUUUAACUUCCACUCCACUCUGUGGUCAUAAAGUGUCUGUUACAACACCACUUCACAGAGACCAAACUUUUAAGCCUCAGAAGGAAAACAAUAUUUUCAGAACUCCAGCCAUCAAGAGGUCAAUAUUGGAGAGUUCUCCAAGAACACCUACUCCAUUCAAAAAUGCACUUGCAGCUCAAGAAAUCAAGUAUGGACCCUUGAAGAUGCUGCCUCAAACUCCAACUCAUCUUGUAGAAGACCUGCACGAUGUUAUCAAACAAGAAUCUGAUGAAUCUGGAAUUGUGUCUGGGCUACAUGACAGUGGAAUCCCUUUGGUGAAGAAAAUCAAACAAGAGGUGGAGUCUCCAACAGGUAAAGCUGGAAACUUCUUUUGCUCAAAUCACUGGGAAGGGGAAAACCUGAACACUCAGCUCUUCACACAUACAUCUACUAUGGAAGAUGUGCCCAAUCUUCUUACUAGUUCCGUUUUAAAGAUGCCAGUGUCAGAAGAGGAUGAAAGCAUUCACAAAACAUUUGCAGUACCUAGAAACAGGCCAUUGGCUAGUCCGUUGCAGCAUCUGAGCAAUGCCUGGGAAUCAGCAUCCUGUGGGAAGAUAGAGGAUCAGAUGAUCCUUACCGAGCAGGCACGCAAAUACAUGAAUGCAUUUUCAGCCCGGACUCUGGUCAUGUAA